AUGCAAUCGUCCUGUCUGAGGGCUCGAAACACCCUCCCAACCUCCCUAAGAUGGUCGAGGAGCCUUUGGUCGCGUAGUUCCCUCAGAUUUUCUGCUAUUUCCUCCAGAAUCUCACGCACAAAUCCGCGUCUUGCCUUCACUCGGUCUCCCUUUUCGGACAUCUUCAAGAACAGUUUCUCCUCAUCACCCACCCGUUUUAUUACUUUGAAUGUUCAGAAAGACACCCUUGCUGCAGAAAAACGAUUCUUCUCGACCAAUAAGUCGCAGUCCGGAGACUCGGAAAUUUUGCCAAUACUUCCGCCCAAGUCUGUAGGCUUGUGGUUACUGGCGUCCUCCACACUCGUUUUCGCUAUCAUUGUCGUCGGUGGUGUGACUCGUUUGACCGAAUCUGGUCUCAGUAUCACAGAAUGGAAGCCUGUCGCGGGAAUACUACCUCCCAUGUCCCAAGUACAAUGGGAAGAAGAAUUUGAAAAGUACAGGGCCACACCGGAAUUUAAAUUAUUGAACCAUUCGUUUCAACUUGAGGAUUUCAAGCGUAUUUUCUACAUGGAAUGGGGACAUCGCGUCCUCGGUCGUUUGAUUGGUGUCGCGUUUGUUGGUCCCUUGGUAUUUUUUGCCGUCAAGAAAAGAAUCUCGAAACCUCUGGCUAAUAAACUUGGCGGGCUUGCACUAUUAAUUGGUGCCCAAGGUGGUCUCGGAUGGUACAUGGUCAAAUCUGGCUUAGAUGAUGCGUUGAUGGAGACACCUGGAGCGGUUCCUCGUGUCUCUCAGUAUCGUCUGGCGGCACAUUUGGGCCUAGCUCUUUUGCUUUAUGCGGGGAUGUUCAGCUCAGGUUUGGCUAUUGUCAAGGAAUGGAAGUAUGCGACAGGAGCGCAAUGGAUGGGUCUCACAACGUCGGCCUUCAAUGAAGCACUCAAUUCUCCUGCUGUGAUGCGUUUCAAGGCUAGAUCAUGGGUCUUGACAGGACUUAUCUUUUUGACCGCGCUGUCUGGCGCGUUCGUCGCUGGCCUCGAUGCUGGUUUACUUUAUAAUGAGUUUCCUCUGAUGGGCGGACGAUUGGCCCCUCCCAAAGACGAGCUCAUGUCCCUGGCUUAUGCCAAACGUGCAGAUGGAUCAGACAAGUGGUGGAGGAACGUGUUUGAAAAUCCCACCACCGUUCAAUUUAAUCAUCGCGUUCUGGCUAUGACCUCCUACCUCGGCACGACUCUUUUAUUUCUCAGAGCAAGGAGUAUGCAUGCAGUUUUACCACCAUUGACACGGACUGCAGUAACUGCAGCGUUUGCAGUAGUGAAUAUACAAUUACUGUUAGGAAUCACGACACUUCUUCAAUUGGUUCCCGUCCCUCUAGCAGCGGCUCAUCAAGCGGGAAGUGUCAUGGUCCUAAGCGCCAUGAUACACGUUCUCUUAACUCUUCGCAAGCCGGGAGCGGCAGCAAGAGCUUGGAGAGCUUUGCAUAUGCAACGGCUCACUGGAGGAACAAAGAUUAAUAAAAGUACCCUACAGUAG
Lentinula edodes (shiitake mushroom) is the source of this 1506-nucleotide messenger RNA. Its product is annotated as cytochrome oxidase assembly protein-domain-containing protein. The coding region runs from base 1 to 1506 and encodes 501 amino acids. The record is from RefSeq and is a predicted model, not a curated record. The transcript is spliced from 4 exons. Gene Ontology annotation, biological process: heme A biosynthetic process. Gene Ontology annotation, molecular function: oxidoreductase activity, acting on NAD(P)H, heme protein as acceptor. NCBI's taxonomy places the organism in Eukaryota, Fungi, Basidiomycota, Agaricomycetes, Agaricales, Omphalotaceae. Gene Ontology annotation, cellular component: mitochondrial inner membrane.